Molecule: messenger RNA, 2231 nt
Organism: Drosophila kikkawai
Lineage: Eukaryota; Metazoa; Arthropoda; Insecta; Diptera; Drosophilidae
Gene: Cul6
Product: Cullin 6
Biological process (GO): protein ubiquitination; SCF-dependent proteasomal ubiquitin-dependent protein catabolic process
Cellular component (GO): SCF ubiquitin ligase complex
Molecular function (GO): ubiquitin protein ligase binding; protein-macromolecule adaptor activity
Source: RefSeq, a predicted model, not a curated record
AUAAGAAAUUACUAUCUCGAUUAAUCAUUUUAUUCCUUAUUCCUGCCGAUUUAAGUAAGUUUUACCCUUUCAUUCUGAUUGAAGUACAAAGGAAAAGAAAGGCGAGUCACUGAGUGAAACGGCAAAGGGUUAAAAAAAGUCACAAUGAAUCGGGAAGAGUGGCACAACAACUCCUUGGAUGGAAUCUGGAAGAUGGAGUGCGAGUUUUUGGAUCAAAUCUUUAACCAGGGCAUUUCCUUAGAGACCAAACAACAGAUGCAGUUCCACGAUUACAUUUACCGCCACUGCUCCAGCUUUGUCAACAAUGGCAGUGUACGGGCCCAGGAUCCCGGGAAGCACCUGUAUGAGAGCUUGACCAUUUUCCUUACCGCCCGGCUGAGGGAAAUGGCAGCGGAACUGGAGACCAUCACGGAAUACGAGGAGCUGCUCAUCGUCUAUCAUCGAAAAUGGCAGCCUUACCAGAAGGCGUGUGCCGAACUGGACCUCAUGUGCCGCUAUUUCAACGUCAACUGGGUGAAGCGAGAACGACAGGUGGGGCACAGCAACAUCUAUGAGGUAUACCCCAUGGCCAUGCACCUCUGGAUGGAGCACGUUUUCAGGCCCAUCGACAGGUCGUUGGUGGAUGCCAUUAUCCGUCAGAGGAAAUACGCCUCCUCCCUGGUGUACGAGGUGCUCCAGUCCAUUGUCCAGCUGUAUGCCAAUGAUGUGAGGCAAGAGACUACGGUUCGGGAUAAGUUGAUAAAUAUAUUCGGAAUGGAAUCGGGAGUCCUGCAGUUAUACGCGAAACAGACAACGGAGCUGUUUGAAAGAAUCCUGUUAACCAAAAGAUACUCCGCUCUGAAGCCCUUCCUCAAGUACGCCUGCUUGGCGAUGCCCGAGAUCGAGGAGGGAGAGAAAUUUAAGGCAUUCCUAAAGAGCCACAUAGCACCGCAGCUGAAAGAUGCAAUUGCAAAAUCACUGGGAGGGAAGGAUUACGUCCAGGCCAUAUGUGGAUUGCGGCACGGACCUCUAGAGCGUGGUCUUAGAGAGCACAAGAAACUGCUCUUUGUCAUCGAUCAGGUGUGCGAAACUGCAAUUAAUUCAUGCGAGAUCAAUAGUAAGAUGACAGCCACGGAACUGCUGGUCAGGUAUUGCCACCAACUGAUGACAACGAAGCAUCCGUCGGAAGAAGCGCUCAAGGACGAGCUCAAGCGGAUCGUCGAGGUGGUGGAAUUCAUUUUCGACAAGGAUUUAUUUCUCAUGCGAUACAGAGCCGCUUUGCAAAACCGACAAAUCAACGAAACAUCCACUUCCGACGACCUAGAGGUAACGAUGAUUUCCUUGCUAGCAAAGAGGUUCGGCCAUGAAGCCACCACGAACCUUUCAAAGCAGUUGGAGGAGAUGCAGAAAUCCAAUGUCAUAAAAGAUCAAUUUGAUUCCUAUUUGGUGGAUAGGGAUAUCAAACUGGGAUACGAUUUUCGCCUUAAGUGCUUUAAUGCCAGAGACAUUGCAUCCAAUAUCGGGUUGAUAUUGCCCUUUGAACUUCAGCGAACCGUUGACAUUUUCAGAGCAUUUUUCCUCAAUGCGUACAAAAGACGGAAAUUGGAAUUUAAUAUUCAGAAAUCGUCUGGGGAGAUUAUCAUAAAUAUCGAUCGGAGUUCUCCCUACUUUGUGAAGGUGGGCAUGCUGCAAAUGGCGCUCCUGCUUCAAUUCAACCAGAAGGAUAGGUACACGGUCGAGGAAUUGGCGGUCAGCUUGGGCACACAAAUAGAGACCAUAAUACCGAUUUUGGAGGGUUGUAUACGGGAGAGAAUUCUUGUCUGUGGCGAGCCACUAACCACUAAUUGCACUGUGGAAGUGGCCAGGGAAUUUACAAGAAGAAAACGUCAUCUUAACAUCAACACGGUUUCAACCAAGCAAAGAAAAAUCGAACCGAAAUACCAUGAUAAAGAAUUGAAGGAAAAGCGAUCUAUUCAACUCCGGUGUGUGAUGGUGCGGAUUAUGAAGAAGCGAAUGACUAUGAAUCACAUUCAGCUAAUUGGCGAGGUUAUCGAGGAGCUGAAGAAUCACUUCAAGCCGGACACAAGAUUAAUUAAAGAAGAAAUUGAGUAUUUGAUCGAGAAGAGUAUUCUCGAGCGUUCCGACAAUAAUUCAUACACCUACCUAAGCUAAAGAAAGUAUCGAAUUAAAUUGUUUAAUUUUGAUUAACUAUUGUUUAAUCUUAGUCAGACAUUUUUGCUAUAAAAUGCAUU